Parastagonospora nodorum SN15 is the source of this 1620-nucleotide messenger RNA. RefSeq lists its product as hypothetical. NCBI's taxonomy places the organism in Eukaryota, Fungi, Ascomycota, Dothideomycetes, Pleosporales, Phaeosphaeriaceae. Gene Ontology annotation, molecular function: metallocarboxypeptidase activity; zinc ion binding. The transcript is spliced from 2 exons. Bases 1 to 1620 code for a protein of 539 amino acids. The record is from RefSeq and is a predicted model, not a curated record. Gene Ontology annotation, biological process: proteolysis.
AUGCGCCAGCAAACCCUCGCUGCACUGGGCUUGCUGCUGCUCGGUCCCGCGCUCGUCACCGCCGCCCCGCACGACGCUGUACGGCUCCCUAACGGCGCAUCUGCUAGCCCCAACCACGCGCCGCGGCCAUGGCGCAGGCUGUCCGACUGCCUCAUCAGGAAGAUAUGGGGGCUGCCGGAGCCGCAGAAGAGCCUGGGAGGCGCUGGCAGCCACAGUGUGCUGGGCUCCCAGCUCGACACGCGAUAUGGUGAGGACGUGGUCCUGAGGUUCAAGAUCCGCACAGAAGAGGAGGCACAAGCACUCGCAGAGGCCGUCGACGUGCUUUUCCUCGACGUGUGGGAGUUCAACGACGACUGGGCCGACCUGCGCGUCACCAAACAUGUCAUUCCAUCGCUGCUCGGACUGCUCCCAGCGUCCCUCCAACAAUCGCACCAGCCGCUCAUGCAAGACCUCGACCUCGCCCAAGCCAUCUUCGACUCGUUCCCCUCGCCCGCCGGCACGCAAUCGCACGACCACUACUCGCCAGAGCUCAAGGCCUCGCCUCGCUCAGGCCGGGGCCAUCCGUUCUUCCAGGACUACCAGCCCAUGUCUGUCAUCAGCCCGUGGAUGAACCUCAUGUCGUCCAUGUUCACCACACACGUCCGGCGCAUCAGCAUCGGCAACACAUACGAAGGCCGCGAGAUACCCGCAUUGCGAGUCGGUGUGCAUCCCACCGACAACGACCACCCCUCUGGUGCACGCAAGACCGUCGUCAUUACUGGAGGCUCACAUGCGCGCGAAUGGAUUUCGACAAGCACUGUCAACUACCUCGCCUGGAGCCUGAUUAAUUCCUACGGCAAAGACCGCGAAGUCACGCGCCUGCUAGAAGAGUUCGACUUCGUUCUUGUCCCAACCCUGAACCCCGACGGCUAUGUCUACACCUGGGAGACGGAGACCCCCACCAGCCUCCGCUUCUGCCGCGGUGUCGACCUGGACCGCAGCUACCCCUUCAAAUGGGAUGGUGACAUGACACGCACUAACCCCUGCAGCGAGUCUUUCGCCGGCGAUGCGCCCUUCGAUGGUGUCGAGGCCCAACGUUUUGCCGAGUGGGCGCGAAACGAGACCGAAUACAACAACGUCGAAAUCGUUGGAUUCCUGGACCUCCAUUCAUACAGCCAGCAAAUCCUCUACCCGUAUUCUUACUCCUGCAACGACGAGCCCCCGUCCAUCGAAGACCUCGAGGAACUUGGUCUUGGCCUGGCCAAAGCCAUCCGAGUGGGCAGAAAGGGACAGGCAUACAAGGUCACGUCAGCCUGCGAAGGCAAUGUCGCCUUCUCCUCGAACAACAACAAAAAGAUCAUUCUGCCUCGCAUCGAGAGCAGUGGUGGCAGUGCGCUGGAUUACUUUUACCAUGACUUGAAGGUCAAGUACAGCUACCAGAUCAAGCUGAGGGAUACAGGCAGUUACGGCUUCUUGCUGCCCAAGGAAAGCAUCAUUCCAACAGGUGAGGAGAUGCUGGACGCUGUAUUGUAUUUUGGACGUUUUAUGCUUGGACAAGUAGGCCUGGCGGAGGAGCGAAAGAUUGAAAAAGCCCCCGGAUCGCCAAUGGGAGAUGCAAAUGUCGAGAAUGUUGAGUUGUAA